CUUUUUGCCACGCAAUCAUCCUUUCGCAAGUUGUAUUAUCUAUCAAGUGAGACUAGCAUCAGGGUCUCGGCAGUCAGGUCCAUUGUAUCGAACAAAAGAGCGGCUACACGCGAGCCCAAACAACGCGUCGUUGGCCUUUCUCUAAUUAUGGAAAGAAUCCGACAGGUUCUUCUCACACCCAUGCUGCGGCCAGAGCUCUUUGCUAAAGGUUCAAUGAAACGCCCACGCGGGAUUUUGUUGCAUGGACCCAGCGGAGUGGGCAAAUCGUCGUUGGCACGGCAACUCGGCGAAGAGUUGGAGUCAAUUUUGCAUGUUCAGUAUGUGAAUUGUUCCUCGUUGCAAUCUCAAACAAGUAUCGUUGGGGAGGCUGAGCGAGAGCUGUCCCGUUUGUUUCGGUUAUCCGGUACUGCAAAAAAGCAAAACCGUCUUUUGAUUUUUGACGACAUCCACCUGAUAUGCCCCAGGCGUGGUGGCUACGCCCCAGGUACUGAUCAGUUGGCAUCUACGUUAUUGUCCUUGAUAGACGGGGUCGAUGGAAGCGAGGAUCAGGAAGUAUCCAACGAGGGACUUGUUCUCCUUGCCAUUACCACGAAUGCAUCGCUGCUGGACCCGGCACUGCGUCGACCGGGACGUAUAGACGUGGAAGUGGAAGUACCAAUACCAGAUGAAGCUUCAACGAGGGCGGAGAUUUUGCAGUUCCAUCUGGGCCAAGCUGGAGCAUCCCCACCAGCAAUUUCAUCAACUGAUUGGAUAUCGCUCGCAAAGCUUGCCAAAGGAUUCAACGGUGCAGACUGCAUGCUCGCUAUGAAGGAGGCAAUUCGAAGCGCCAUUCUUCGGAAUUUGAAGGCUACCGUAUCACGCGAAAUCUCUUCACCGCCUCCGAAUCCGACAUUUAGUGAUCUAAGUACAGCGAUUCGAGCAACCAAGCCCUCCAUUAUCAAAUCCGUCACGGUAGAAAUACCCAAAGUCCUCUGGUCAUCGAUUGGCGGUAUGGAGAGCGUGAAACGUGAGCUCCGUGAAGCAAUCGAAAUGCCCUUAACUCACAGCGAUUUGUUCAUCAAGCUGGGUAUACCACCACCUCGCGGAAUUCUGCUGUACGGACCACCAGGCUGUUCCAAAACGCUUAUGGCACGGGCACUGGCUACGGAAGGACAUAUGAACUUCCUUGCUGUCAAGGGGCCUGAGUUGCUGAGCAAGUGGCUGGGUGAAAGCGAACGCGCUCUCGCGUCUCUCUUCAAGAGGGCUAGAAUGGCCAGCCCAUCCAUUGUGUUCUUUGACGAAAUCGACGCAAUAGCGUCCAAGCGAGGUGCUGGAGACAGCUCCAGUAGUGGUCGGCUUUUAUCCCAGCUAUUAACCGAGCUUGAUGGUGUAACAAAUACUGUUGGAAACACGAAGCAGCGCGUUGUAGUCGUGGGGGCUACUAAUCGGCCCGAUAUACUGGACAGCGCGUUGACUCGCCCAGGACGAAUCGACCGGAUGAUUUACGUCGGGGUGCCAGAUUCGGACACUCGUGUCCGUAUAUUCCAGAUCACACUUGCCGAAAAGUCUUGUAGUCAAGACGUCGAUAUAGAACACUUGGCUAGAGAUGACGUUACCCAAGGAUUUUCAGGUGCGGAAUGCGUCGCUAUUUGUCGGGAUGCUGCUCUGCUAGCCUUGGAGGAAAUAGAAGAUACAGGUGAAGAUAUAAUUCCACAGAUCCGGAUGCAGCACUUACUUGAAGCAGCAGGAGGUAUGAAACGCCAAAUCACUCCCCAAAUGAUCGAAUUUUAUGCUUCUUUCCGUGAAAAGGGCUUUGCCAAGGUAUAG
Phaeodactylum tricornutum CCAP 1055/1 is the source of this 1806-nucleotide messenger RNA. RefSeq lists its product with no specific name. The coding region runs from base 148 to 1806 and encodes 552 amino acids. Gene Ontology annotation, molecular function: ATP hydrolysis activity; ATP binding. The transcript has a single exon. Lineage: Eukaryota; Bacillariophyta; Bacillariophyceae; Surirellales; Neidiaceae. Gene Ontology annotation, cellular component: cytoplasm. The record is from RefSeq and is a predicted model, not a curated record.